CCGGAUGUAAAGUAGGUCACGUCACAUUCAUUGACUCCAUGAUGGCAGCCGAGAACUGAAAUAUACAUAGGUGGCGCUUCUUGUUUUGUGGUUAACAGGACAUAACGUGUACGAAACAGCCAUGCUUGUUAUUCUGCUUGCUGCGGUAGUUGGUUUCAUUACAGCCCAAGAUGUUCAGGAAAUAGCGUUUUCUGCCGGGCUGGACCAUGACCUCUCUUUGACGUCGGCAGACCGCAUCGUCUUCAACACCGUCCUGUCCAACGUGGGUGGCGGCUAUGACCCAAAGACCGGCACAUUUAACUGCCCCGAAACAGGCAUAUACGUAUUCCAGUUCCACACGUUGGCUCACCAAGACAAGGCCGCCUGGCUGGAGCUGUAUCACAACCAACAAUACAUCGCCUCAGUGUACGGCAAAACCACCAACGACUAUGCUAUGGCCGGUAACUCCGUCAUCCUGCAGGUCACCAAGGGCGACCAGGUCUACAUUCGAGCUGUUGAUGCCAGCUACGGUAUAGCUACGGACCUGUACAACAAGCCGGACGAGAUCUACUCGACCUUCAGCGGCUACCUAAUCACGGCCAUCGCAACCGAAACACCUGUCGGCGCCGGCAAAUAAAUCAUGCUGAUAGCCAUCAGAACUAUAUGAAUAAUGUAUAUUGGAUAAAAAAGCUUGAAUUGUGUAACGAUGUUGUAUUGACUCAACAAAAAAAAAUAAAGUACUGAAAUACUUCAGAAGAAUUGA
Molecule: messenger RNA, 742 nt
Organism: Dreissena polymorpha
Lineage: Eukaryota; Metazoa; Mollusca; Bivalvia; Myida; Dreissenidae
Product: complement C1q-like protein 3
Exons: 5
Coding region: 122-616 (164 amino acids)
Molecular function (GO): protein binding
Source: RefSeq, a predicted model, not a curated record